GCAGUUUACACCAAAGUAAAACCAGGCUGGUGCCCGGAAAGUUUGUUGCAGAGCCUCUCCCCCUCCGGGUCUUUCGUGCUCCUCCUGCUCCUGUUUCCGAGGGAGGGAGCAGCUCAGACGCCAGUGCAGAGGGUCCCCCAAAUAAGACACCCCCUUCUGGGUGCAGGCCGUGCCCGCGGCUCCGGCUUUGCAGAGGGAGAGAGGGGGAAGCUGGGGGCGCCCGGCUCGCCAAGGGUUAAAAGGAACUGAGCUGGAUUCCUAGAGAGGACAGGAAAUAAAGGGAGGAGGCUCUUCCCCCAUCCCUUCCUGCAAGGAGGAGGGCUGUUGUCUCUCUGCUCCGCAAGUGCUGCCUCGGUGGCGCCUUCUGGGAUCCGGAUUUGCUAAAUCCUCUCAUUAAGACAGGCAGAACUUGGCAGAAGACGUAGGGACAUCUUUCGAUUUCUUGUAGGUGUCCUGAGAACAGAGAUGGAUGAGCAAGACUCGGCUGGGCCUGAAGCAGCAAGACUUCAUUCCAUCCAAACUCUUAGCCAUAGAAGAAUCUGGGGAAAGUCUGUCCAAAGGAUCCUGGGUGAGGAGGACACCCUCCGCUCAGAUGUGCAGAGCCAGCAACUCAGGCGGCUUUGCAACCAGGAGGCCAAAGGACCCCGAGAGGUUUGCAACCGACUCUACCACCUUUGCCGUCAGUGGCUGAAACCAGAAACCCACACGAAAGCUGAGAUGCUGGACCUGGUGAUCUUGGAGCAGUUCCUGGCUGUCCUUCCACCAGAGAUGGAGAGCUGGGUGAGGGAAUGUGGAGCAGAGACCAGUUCCCAGGCGGUGGCCCUGGCUGAAGGUUUCCUCCUGAGUCAGGCAGAGGAGAAAAAGCAGGCAGAGACAAAGCAGGGGAAGGAUCAGUUUCCAGAAAUGGGUCUGGAUUCCUCUGAGGCAGAGAAAAUUCCGUUGGACUCCAGAGUAAGGCCACCGGGAGACCGAACGAUGCCAGCAAGACCUGUUUGUCCAUCUUUUCUUGGUGGCGAAGGGGAAGCUGCCCCUGUGGAAGCAGAGCAGGUAGGAGGAAGGAGCCAUGAGCCAUGUGGGGAAAGAGGAUGUCAUGGACGGGUUGGACACAGAGGAAAGGGUCCAUUGUGCUUUGAAGAUGUAGCUGUGCAUUUCACAGACGAGGAGUGGGCAUUGCUGGAUCCUGACCAGAGAGCUCUGCACAAGGAAGUCAUGGAGGAGAAUCGUGGGUUCUUGGACUCUCUCGUUGCAGGUGGUGAUGAAUUGGAGCUGAAGAACGAAGGAGACCACAACAAAAGCAAUACAGUGGAGAAGUCAUAUCCAUAUUCAGAGUGCAGAGAGAGCGUCAGUCAGAGCUCCCAUUCCACUUCAAAUCAAAGAACUCCCCUUGAGAAGAAACCCUACCAGUGCUUGGAAUGUGGAAAGAGCUUCAGUCACAGAAACAAAUUCACUGUCCAUCAGAGAAUUCAUACAGGGGAGAAACCCUAUCAGUGCCAAGAGUGUGGAAAGAGCUUCAGUCAAAAGGGCAGUUUAACUACCCAUCAGAGAAUUCAUACAGGGGAGAAACCUUAUCACUGUUUGGAAUGUGGAAAAAGCUUCAGUCAACAAGGGCAGCUUACUGUACAUCAAAGAAUUCAUACAGGGGAGAAACCUUAUCAGUGCUUGGAAUGUGGAAAGAGCUUCACUUGGAAAAUGAGUCUCGUUUCCCAUCAAAUAAUUCAUACUGGAGAUAAACCCUAUCACUGCUUGGAGUGUGGAAAGAGAUUCAGAAUAAAAAGCCAUCUCACUGUCCAUCAGAGAAGUCAUACAGGGGAGAAACCUUAUCAGUGCUUGGAAUGUGGAAAGAGAUUCAGAAUAAAAAGCCAGAUCACUGUCCACCAGAGAAUUCAUACAGGGGAGAAACCUUAUCAGUGCUUGGAAUGUGGAAAGAGAUUUAGUCAGAGCAGCCAGCUCACUUCCCAUCACAUACUUCAUUCCGGGGGGAAACCAUAUCAGUGCUUGCAAUGUGGCAAGAAUUUCACAUGGAAAAUAAGUUUCACUGCCCAUCAAAGAAUUCAUACUGGAAAUAAACCCUAUGACUGUUUGGAAUGUGGAAAAAGCUUCAGUCACCAAGGCCAACUUACUGUACAUCAAAGAAUUCAUACGGGGGAGAAACCUUAUCACUGCUUGGAAUGUGGAAAAAGCUUCAGUCAACAAGGCCAACUUACUUUACAUCAUAGAAUCCAUACAGGAGAGAAACCCUAUCAGUGCUUGGAAUGUGGAAAGAGCUUCAGUCAGAGCAGCCAACUCACUUCCCAUCACAGAAUUCAUUCUGGGGCAAAACCAUAUCAGUGCUUAGAUUGUGGAAAGAGCUUCACUUGGAAAAUAAAUUUCAUUUCCCAUCAAAGAAUUCAUACUGGAGAUAAACCCUAUCAUUGCUUGGAAUGUGGAAAAAGCUUCAGUCACCAAGGCCAGCUUAUUGUACAUCAAAGAAUUCAUACAGGGGAGAAACCCUAUCAGUGCUUGGAAUGUGGAAAGAGAUUCAGAAUAAAAAGCCAACUCACUGUCCAUCAGAGAAGUCAUACUGGGGAGAAACCCUAUCAGUGCUUGGAAUGUGGCAAGAGAUUCAGUAGCAGAAGCUACUUUACUGUCCAUCAGAGAAUUCAUGCAGGGGGGAAACCCUAUCAGUGCUUGGAAUGUGGAAAGAAAUUCAGAAUAAAAAGCCAUCUCACUGUCCAUCAGAGAAGUCAUACUGGGGAGAAACCCUAUCAGUGCUUGGAAUGUGGCAAGAGCUUCGUUCGAAGUGGCCACCUCAUGGACCAUCAAACAAUUCAUACAGGAGAGACACCCCAUCAGUGCAAAGAGUGUGGCAAGAGAUUCAGCAGCAGAAGCCAGUUUACUGUCCAUCAGAGAAUUCAUACAGGGGGGAAACCCCAUCAGUGCUUGGAAUGCGGAAAGAGCUUUGUUCGAAGAGGCCACCUCAUGGCCCAUCAAACAAUUCAUACAGGAGAGACACCCCAUCAGUGCUUGGAAUGUGGCAAGGCCUUCAGAAGAAAGGGCAGCUUAACUUCCCAUCAGAGAAUUCAUAAAGGGGAAAAACCUUAUCAGUGCUGGGAAUGUGGAAAGAGCUUCAGGGAGAGAAACAAGCUCACUGUCCAUCAGAGAAUUCAUACAGGGGAGAAACCCUAUCAGUGCCAAGAGUGUGGAAAGAGCUUCAGUCAAAAGGGCAGUUUAACUUCCCAUCAGAGAAUUCAUACAGGGGAGAAACCUUAUCACUGCUUGGAAUGUGGAAAGAAAUUCAUUGUGAAGGCCAAACUCACGAUCCAUCAAAGAAUUCACAGCGAGGUGAAACUAUUUCAGUGCCAAUAAUGUGGAAAGAGCUUCAGACACAGGGCCCGUCUUGCUUCCCAUCAAAGAACUCACAUUGAUGGCAAAUUAUAGUAGUGGCUGUAUACAGAUUUAAUUUCAGGAGACUUUUGUUUGUAUGAGGUGUGGAUUGUAGCUGGCUUCUUUGCCUCAUCUGUUGCUCCCUAGUUAUUUCUGCUACGUACCCAGAACUGUGACUUGUAAGUUCUUGGCCAAGCUGCUUAAUGCCUUCUUCACAGUUUCUCUUGGCAGAUCAAGAAGAGCAGGUGACAGCAAAGGUUGCAAGGUUUUUAGCUGGGAGAAUUAGAAUAAGAGGCACUAUUUGACUAUUGACUCAAAACCCUACAAUGUAUUAUAUAUAACGGACUUUUAAUUUUUAUUCUUUGUAUAUCGUAUUGUUGUUUUAUUGGUAUGGCAAGUGGCUGACGCAAAUGAAGAUCUAUUCAUUCAUUGAAUAUUUUCUUCAUGUCAUGCCUGGGGUGAGGGAUAAGAGUGAUUUGGCAACACUGAUGAGAUGGCUGUCCAUGCUGAGCUUUCCUAGGAAGGACUUGGUGUAAAAAUUGUGAUAGCUGAUUGAAUAUUAGAUAUUAUAGAUUUUGAUUCUGUUCGAA
Messenger RNA from Podarcis raffonei (Aeolian wall lizard), 3953 nucleotides. Its product is annotated as zinc finger protein 420-like. NCBI's taxonomy places the organism in Eukaryota, Metazoa, Chordata, Lepidosauria, Squamata, Lacertidae. Gene Ontology annotation, molecular function: DNA-binding transcription factor activity, RNA polymerase II-specific; RNA polymerase II cis-regulatory region sequence-specific DNA binding. Gene Ontology annotation, cellular component: nucleus. The coding region runs from base 466 to 3345 and encodes 959 amino acids. Gene Ontology annotation, biological process: regulation of cytokine production; regulation of immune system process; negative regulation of transcription by RNA polymerase II. The record is from RefSeq and is a predicted model, not a curated record. The transcript has 7 exons.